ACCUUGUGUUACUUCUAUUCUAGGCAAUCAGUUUAACCCCCCAGCCCCAGAAGAAGACGUGAUCUAUGACGACGUUCCUUAUGAAAACGUGGACCCGGAUCAGCGUGAUUCAGAGAGAAGCCUGAUUUAUGAGGACGUCCAUCAAGACAAAGAGCUACAGGAAGCCGAGGACCUUGGCUGGAGCUCCAGUGAGUUCGAAAGCUACAGCGAGGACUCUGGGGAAGAGACCAAGCCGGAGGUGGAAACUGCUAAGCCCAAAGUGUCCUUUCAGCCAAAGCUUUCUCCAGACCUGCACAGGCUCAAGGAGAGAUACUCAAGGACUAAGAGGGACAUUCUGGCUUUGAGAGUUGGGGGGAGAGACAUGCAGGAGCUGAAGCAGAGAUACGAUUGCAAGAUGACACAGCUGAUGAAAGCAGCCAAGAGCGGCACCAAGGAUGGGCUGGAGAAGACCAAGAUGGCCGUCAUGCGGAAAGUGACUUUCUUGCACAAGAAAGAAGUCCCAGGUGAGUCAGAAGAGGAGGACAUGGGAUUCCUGGAGGUCUCCGUCACAGAUAUGAAAGACCCACUUCCCGAACUUGGCCCCAUGCCAGAAGGACUGAGCCCUCAGCAGGUGGUGCGGCGCCACAUCCUGGGCUCCAUUGUGCAGAGUGAGAGGAGCUACGUGGACUCCUUGAGGCGGAUCUUGCAGGAUUACAGAAACCCUCUGAUGGAGAUGGAACCCAAAGUUCUCAGUGCCCGAAAGUGCCAAGUGGUUUUCUUCCGGGUCAAAGAGAUCCUCCAGUGCCACUCCAUGUUCCAAAUCGCCUUGUCCUCACGUGUCUCUGAAUGGGACUCCACAGAGAAAAUUGGUGACCUCUUUGUGGCCUCGUUUUCCAAGUCGAUGGUUCUGGAUGUGUACAGCGAAUAUGUCAACAACUUCACCAGCGCCAUGUCCUUGAUCAAGAAGGCCUGCCUCACCAAGCCUGCCUUCCUGGAAUUCCUCAAGAAGCGGCAGAUGGCCAGUCUGGACCGGGUCACUCUGUACGGGCUGAUGGUGAAGCCCAUCCAAAGAUUCCCCCAGUUCAUUCUUCUGCUGCAGGACAUGCUGAAGAACACCCCGAAAGGCCACCCGGACAGGCUGUCUCUCCAGCUGGCACUCACGGAACUUGAGACCCUGGCGGAAAAACUGAAUGAGCAGAAGCGACUGGCCGACCAGGUUGCUGAGAUUCAGCAGCUGACCAAGAGCGUCAGCGACCGCAGCAGCCUCAACAAGCUGCUGAGUUCAGGCCAGCGCCAGCUGCUGCUUUGUGAGACUCUAACGGAGACCGUUUAUGGCGACCGGGGUCAACUCAUCAAAUCGAAGGAGCGCAAGGUGUUCCUGCUGAACGACAUGCUGGUCUGCGCCAAUAUCAAUUUCAAAGGCCAGUUGGAGAUCAGCAGCCUCGUCCCCCUGGGCCCCAAAUACAUCGUGAAAUGGAAUUCAGCCCUUCCGCAGAUCCAGGUGGUGGAAGUCGGGCAGGAGACCUGCACCCACGAGAAGGAGAACGUGGUCAUCCAGAACGUGUGCUCCAAGAAGCACAUGCCAACCAGCCAGUCUUCUCACAACAAAGUCUACCUGGGCCCACCUCGCCUCUUCCAGGAGCUCCAAGAUCUACAAAAGGAUUUGGCUGUCGUCCAGCAGAUCACGCUGCUGAUUAGCACCCUCCACGGCACGUACCAGAAUCUGAACAUGACCGUGGCCCAGGACUGGUGCUUGGCGCUGCAGCGGCUCAUGAGAGUGAAGGAGGAAGAGAUCCAUUCUGCCAACAAGUGCCGCCUCCGUCUCCUACUCCCAGGAAAGCCAGACAAGUCUGGCCGCCCCAUCAGCGUCAUGGUGGUCUUCAUCACUCCCAACCCCCUCAGCAAGAUCUCCUGGGUGAACCGGCUGCACUUGGCCAAGAUUGCUCUCCGGGAAGAAAACCAGCCUGGCUGGCUGUGUCCCGAGGAGGAUAAGAAGAGCAAAGCUCCCUUCUGGUGCCCCAUCUUGGUUUGCCGCCUGCCUGCCUUUUCGUCCAAGGCUCUUGACCUGCAGCUUGGAGCAGCCGUGCACAGCCCCGUCCAUUCCUCACUGCUGGGUUUCUCAGCCAUCAGCACUUCUCUGCCGCAAGGCUAUCUCUGGGUUGGGGGCGGCCAGGAAGGGGCCGGGGGCCAAGUAGAGAUUUUUUCUCUGAACCGUGCAGUGCCUCGGACGGUGAAGUCCUUCCCCGUGGCCUCCCGGGUCCUCUGCAUGGAAUACAUUCCAGAGAGGAGCGAAGAGGAGAGAGCUGCGGAUUCGCAACCGGCCGCUGACCCGCCAGUGCCGCCACAGCCCACCCUUUGCCUGGGGCUACAGGAUGGCAGCAUCCUGGUUUAUGGAAGCGUGGACACAGGGACGCAGUGCCUCCUGACCUGCAAGAGUCCUGGGCUCCAGCCAGUUCUCUGCUUGAAACACAGCCCCGACUUCCUCUUCGCUGGCCUGCAGAAUGGAACCGUAGCUGCUUACUCUAGGAACAGCGGGGGCCUUUGGGAUGUGGCAGCCGAGCCCACCUGCUUGACAGUGGGCCUGGCACCGGUCCGAACUCUGCUCACCUUGGAUGAUGCCAUUUGGGCCAGCUGUGGCAACCAAGUCACUGUGUUUGAUGCUGCCACUCUGAAGGCACAGCAAUCCUUUGAAGCCCACCCGGAGGAGGAAGCCGGCGUCACCCACAUGAUCAAGGCAGGCAGCGGGGUCUGGAUGGCCUUCUCUUCAGGCUCCUCCAUCCGCCUCUUCCACACCGAGACCUUGGAACACCUACAGGAAAUCAACGUUGCAACACGGACCACUUUUGCCCUGCCAGGCCAGAAGAACGUCCGCGUCACCAGCCUCCUGAUUUGCCAGGGCCUGCUGUGGGUUGGCACAGACCAAGGCAUCCUGGUCCUCUUGCCCGUGCCCAGGCUGGAGGGCAUCCCCAAGAUCACCGGGAAAGGCAUGGUCUCUCUCAACGGCCACUGUGGGCCGGUGGCCUUCUUGGCCGUGGCCCUGAGCACCUUGGCUCCAGACAUCUUGAAGAGCGACAAGGAGGAGGAGGAGCCAGUGGCAGAUCCCCCGUCCACGGAAGAGGAGAAGCAGAAUGGCAGAUCUCCAGAGCUGGCAGCCCAGGAGAACCCCCCCACGCCGGAGAGGAGGAAGAAAGGCGUCCUCUUGCAGUACCGCCUCCGGUCCACCUCGCACCUCCCUGGGCAGUUGCUCUCCAUGAGGGAGGCUCCGUCCGCCGCGUGUGGGAACACGUUGGAGCACACGGAGGAAGACGGAUCCAUCUACGAAAUGGCCGAUGACCCUGACGUCUGGGUGCGGAGCAGGCCGUGCGCGCGGGACACUCCCCGCAAGGAGAUCUCUUCCUUGGCCGUCAUCUCUGGCGGACGAGGCUACCGGAACUUCAACCCAAACGGCAAAUUGCCGGCUAGUAGUGAAACUGACAGCACUUUGCUCAUGUGGCAGGUCCCUUUGAUGCUAUAGCCCUCAUCUUCC
Euleptes europaea (tarantolino) is the source of this 3505-nucleotide messenger RNA. It is a transcript of the gene ARHGEF10L, whose product is annotated as Rho guanine nucleotide exchange factor 10 like. Gene Ontology annotation, molecular function: protein binding; guanyl-nucleotide exchange factor activity. Gene Ontology annotation, biological process: actin cytoskeleton organization; positive regulation of stress fiber assembly; SREBP signaling pathway. The record is from RefSeq and is a predicted model, not a curated record. The coding region runs from base 362 to 3493 and encodes 1043 amino acids. NCBI's taxonomy places the organism in Eukaryota, Metazoa, Chordata, Lepidosauria, Squamata, Sphaerodactylidae. The transcript is spliced from 23 exons. Gene Ontology annotation, cellular component: cytosol.